This is a messenger RNA of Colletotrichum tamarilloi, 243 nucleotides long. RefSeq lists its product as uncharacterized. The record is from RefSeq and is a predicted model, not a curated record. The coding region runs from base 1 to 243 and encodes 80 amino acids. The transcript has a single exon. NCBI's taxonomy places the organism in Eukaryota, Fungi, Ascomycota, Sordariomycetes, Glomerellales, Glomerellaceae.
AUGCCACGAGAUCACCCGUGCGUGCCGUGCUGCGAGAUUGUCGGAGUCUACGGAUACAGCCUGCGAGGCGUGUGUCACGUAACUGUCACAUCCCGAGGUUCUGGUGCUGCCGCCUGGGCAUUUGAUUUCUGUCACUUCGUGAUUUCGUCUGCUCUUCGGUCAUCCACGCGUUCUCUGUUGGACGUACGGAGAAGAAAGAGAAUGUUCGCGCUGUGUCCCUCUGUCUUCGACGGUCGACCCUGA